Messenger RNA from Brenthis ino (lesser marbled fritillary), 585 nucleotides. NCBI's taxonomy places the organism in Eukaryota, Metazoa, Arthropoda, Insecta, Lepidoptera, Nymphalidae. The record is from the annotation of a GenBank genome assembly.
AUGCCUGUUACGAAUAAUGUUAUUGGCAGUGAAAAUCUUGAUUCAGCUAGAGUAACAAAAGAAAUGAAGUCAUAUGGCACACUGUUUGCUAAGAUUCCGCAAGAAUUUAAACAUUUAGUCUCUAAUGGAAUACUUUCACCGUCAGUUUUUCCUCAAGACCUAGACUUGGGAAGUGGGUGCACCAAUCAAAUAGCGAAACUAAUAAUUCCUUUAAAAGCUUCUCAUGAAAUCAGUGAGUCUAAACUAUGGGAUGGGACGAGUUUUAUUCACAUACCAAUCAUUAGGCAGCCUUUUAAAGAAUAUAAAGUUUUAGUAGCUGUUGCUCCAAAAGCUGUAAGGAUCGGUAGUAUCGAUAAUAAGAAACCUAUUGUCGUUUAUGUUGUUUUCCCCGAUGAUGAUGUUAAGGAUAUUAAGCAUUUCGAAAUGCCUGAAAUAUAUUUUGUUGCUAAAAGUAAUGAAGCAUUAAUAAAAAAUAAAAAUGCAGAUCCGAUUAUAGUUAUGGGCAGCAACCGAACUGUGACUGGAAUUAAAAGUGCUAAAAUGAUGAAAAUUGUCAAAUUGAAAAAUAAAUUGACUAAUCUUUUU